This is a messenger RNA of Diorhabda carinulata, 9166 nucleotides long. It is a transcript of the gene Kr, whose product is annotated as protein krueppel-like. The transcript has 5 exons. Bases 221 to 1414 code for a protein of 397 amino acids. The record is from RefSeq and is a predicted model, not a curated record. NCBI's taxonomy places the organism in Eukaryota, Metazoa, Arthropoda, Insecta, Coleoptera, Chrysomelidae.
AUACCCAAAAGCUAUUAAACAAGCAUUGGGUACUAAGUGAAAAUGAUGUGACAACCUACCUAAAUGUGAAAUUAAUUUUCUGCUUUACUAUCUUUCAUUAAUAUAUGAGUCAAAUGGAUUAGUUGGCUCAUUUUCAAUAUAGUAGUAGUUUGAGAAGGUGGUGGUAGAGUGUGUUCAAGAACAGUUUGUUUAUUUCACUUAUACAAUAUUGUAGUUAAAUAUGCAUUUCUGGAAGAAUCGUAACAAUAAUUGGAAUAGGGCAGCCGUAAAUUUUCUUGGCACACGUGAAAUGAAAGCAGAUGAAAAACCACCAAUUAAACCCCACCCAAAUACAUUUGGAUACAACGCAUUCCCUAAUCCAGCAAUGUUUACUCCAUCCCAACUUUUAAUGGCUAGUCAACUAAUGGCAGCUACAGGAUUAACUAUACCCGGUAGUCCUGCUUUCUUCCACCCCGGUUUAAUGCCUAUACCGUGGACGGCAAAUUCACCUCCUUCGAAUUCCCCACCUUCUCCUCCUACUAGUAAUGAACGUCUCUCUCCUGCAAUUAGUACAAGGAAAAUUAAUAAUAAUAACAAUAGUAAUAGUAAUAAUAAUAAUAAUGUCGUGAGUAGUAGUACGACGGCAGAUAGUAGGAGAAGGAAAUACAAAUUAGAUGAAGAAACCACUACUACUGUACCUUUACCUUCCCCUACCUCUAGUGUAUCGCCUCCUUCCGAUGUCAAGGAUCCCAACAGGGAUAAACAAUUCACGUGUGGAGUUUGUAAUAGAUCUUUUGGCUACAAACACGUUUUGCAAAAUCACGAAAGGACACAUACAGGUGAGAAACCAUUCGAAUGUCCAGAAUGUCAUAAAAGGUUUACAAGAGAUCACCACCUGAAAACCCACAUGAGGCUCCAUACGGGAGAACGUCCUUAUCACUGUGAACAUUGCGAUAGACAAUUCGUCCAAGUUGCCAAUCUUCGGCGACAUCUUAGGGUACAUACUGGAGAAAGGCCGUAUUCUUGUGAGCAUUGUACCGCUAAAUUUUCCGAUUCUAAUCAGCUAAAGGCGCAUGUGCUUAUCCAUACCAACGAAAAACCUUUUUCUUGCGAAAGAUGUCAGAGUAGAUUUAGAAGAAGGCACCAUUUAUUACAUCAUAAGUGCGGUAUUACCGACAAAGAAAUGACUCCAGAAUCGGACGAUGAGGAGUUACAAAAAAGAAGGAGACUGCAUCCUCCUUCUACACCUCUAAUAACAUUUCCUCUACAAGUGGCCCUACCUGAACAGACCGAGCCAGAAGACCUCAGUAUGUCAACGGGACUUCAUUCGAAUAGUUCGGGUUCACCUAUAAGAAGUCCUUAUUUGAAAGAAGAAGAGGAAGACAUCGAAUCCACUGCGAUAUUUCUCCAAAGAAGGCCAAUGAGUAGGUCCUAGUCUAGUUAUUUUUUAUAAUCGAUAUGGGUACGUUGAAGUCAAAUUAUUAUUUAGAUUUAUAGUCUUUGCAACAUGAUUACUUGCAGAUGAUUUUUAGAAUUCUAUAUAACUAUUAAAAAACAUGGAUGCUAAAACUUAUUAAUAUAAAUAUCUAUUAAGUCAAGAAAUCUUUUUUUGCAAGUGAUUUUGCGUGCGGUAAGACAAAAUUAACGAUAUGACAUGAUGUAAUUUCAGGGAUUUAGUAGAUUUCUUUUCAAUUUGUAUUAUAAUCUUGGUAUGCAAGUUCCUCAAACAAUAGUAGUAGUUCAUUGUUAGGCGUUAAAGAGAUUCUGUUUCGAUCAAAAAACAGUUGAAUGAAGAGUAGGCUGUAAAAUUUUAUAGAAAAAAUUGAGCAUAACAAAAAUUUAUUCAUAUUUUCAAACCUGUUUCUAGGCAAAUAAUAAAUCUUCAGUUAACAUAGUUCUCUUACCAUUACGAUUACUGAACAUUUAGUCAAUAUGGUUUCCUAAUCGAUUGAUUCAAACAAAUGUGAUAUGUUACAAGAUUCAUAUAUUGCAAAAUCACAUUGUCCUUUUAUAUAUAACUAGUAUUUCAAAGUAACACAGAAAUGAUUAGAACCCAUUUUACUACGCUCUAAUGCUUGCUGUAAAAAAUGUAAAAGAAUUGGGGCAUUAAAAUUUUUGACUUGAAUACAUUUUUAUUAUACACAGUAUUCAAAUACCAUUGUUACAAAAAGGAUUUGCAAAACAGUUUUUUAAAAAGGAAAAAAUGAGUAUAGUUAACAGUAAUAAACUUUUAUAGUUUGUUAAAAAAAGUGCAAAUAGGACAGGAGUGAAAUUGAGUUCCCAGGAUAGUUACUUACAUAUCUCAACUAAAUAUUGAAUUUUUGUUCAUGCAGUAAAUAAAAUAUAAUAUUUAUACAGGGAAUGUGAAAUAAAAUAAUAUAAAAGUUCACAAUUUUCAACUUUUCUAUAUUAUUUUAUAUAAAAAUGUGCACAAUCAUGAGAUUAUUAAUUAUUUCAUGUUUGGUACACAUAACUCUAUUUUAAAUACAUAUUUUUCUGCUUCGUGUUAUGUUUCUAAUUAAAAAUUUCAAUAAUGUUCAAUUAUAUUCAAAGUCGAUAAGAAGGAUUAAAUUUAAUGUUGUAUCCGAACAUGAUAACUUUUUCUUUACUUCUCCUGCUGAGCAUACUGUCGAUGAGGUACACAAAACAAAUAAAUCAGAUAAAAAUGAAUCAAUUGUGCGAAAUACUUUUUCUGUGUCAAAAACGAUUUAAAAAACUGCAAUGCAUCAUAGUAAGUCCAAAAAAUAUAUUUAAAUUUCUAUAAUUGGCCCAGUGCAAUAGUCACUUUGUCCUAAGUUGCUAUUCUUUUAUACCGUUUUGUAAAUAAACAAUUCAGUGCUUCUUUAUGAUAAUACAUGGAUUGCGAGUUAAAACAAUAUUGAGAAAUUAUACGAGAUUAAAAAAAUUAAAUUGGAAACAAAUGUAAACACAACAAAAGUUACGGAAGAAACUAAGAUGAUAAUCCCAAUAAAUGAAUCAAAGAAAAGUAACUAAAACAUUCUAGAAGUAUUGGCUUAUGAAUAUAUAGGCACAAUUAUCUAUAACAGGAAAAAUAGAGGCAAACAGAAACAAUAAAUCGACACUAUUGUACUACGUGAUGGAUAGGCCACAAAGAAUAUGUAUUGAAAUUAAACAGGAAUACAUAAUGGAAUAAUUAUCCACAUUCUAACAUAUUCAACAGAGUAUUGUGUAAUUGAGAGAAAGUAAGAAAGCUAAAUUGAAGCAAAUUGAAUGAACACAUAAAGGAAAUGGCGGAAUAAAUAUCAAUACGCAAAAAAGUAAAAUAUUUCAGUUUUUAACUAGAUAAAAUUGGAAUGUCCAAGAGAGGAGGUAGAAGAACUAGGAAAAAAACGAAGGAGGAAAUAGAAGGAAAACCCUUCAGGUAAUAAAAGCACUUGAUUAAGACAGAAAAACAUAGAUAAAGGGGUAAAACAGGACUCAAUCCAACCUGAAACGGCAUAAGGACAAUACAAGAUGGAGAAGAAGAAAAAAAUAACGAGCAGUUUUUCUUCCUUAUUCUUUUGCCGUAUUUUCUUUAGCAGGACAGAGAAACAAUCCUACCCAUCUUCCAUUUUUUUUAUUAAAAAUUUAAUAAAUAAUAACAAACAAUUAAACUCAAAACCUAUAGUUUUUAGCUUAAUUUUUUAAACUGUAUUUGGUGCUGACCUAUUCUGUUCGCACUGUAAACUAAAGUUAUCGAUUAUUAUUAAGAGGACAUUGAAAUUCGUUAUUAAUAUAGCCGAAUAUUAAUUGUUUCGACCAACCCAAUUAAAAUUAAAGUCAUCAUCAUAAAUUAACCAAUCAAUAUUGAACAUCAUUCACUCCAACUUAUCUAACCUGUAAAAUUUCAACGUCAAUCAUAAUCUAACCAAUAAAAAUUCCUAACUAAAAUCAAUAUUUCUAUCAUACGUCAUUUUGGUUGUUGACAGAAGUGGCAAAGAGUGAAAUAACUUGAAGUUCUAUGAUAUAUAUUUAUUCAUAUCUGCAUUUUAAGAAACUUUACAGUCACUAAAUCAUCUCACAAUUUUUCAGAUAAAAAAUAUAUUAGCACAAGUCUAAGUUUUGCAAAAAAGUGAUAGCUUGAAUUUUACAACUCGUCUUUUGUAUAUGUAAAAAAUUUCUAGAAGCUAAUUCUUGAAAUAUUGUAAAAAGUAUACAAUAGAAUUUGAAAUGCAUAAUACAAAAGAGAAAUUCCAUUUUUGCCUAUCGUUAUUUAUUGCUCUAGUUUUAUUGUAGAAUAUGUUUCCUGGUUUGUUCUUAGAAAUUGUAUUGCACAAAAUGUAAAUGCAAACAGUUAGGUGUGUUUUGUGGUAUCUAUUUGGACUACCUGAAAAAAACUGCCUGCCAUUUGCAUUAAAGACAAAUUCGCAAUUGUGAAAUUUCACAAGGUCAAAAAACUUUUGUGCCUCUCCACCAUUUCAAAAUGGUCUUUUAUAGUUAUUGGGCAAUCAAUUGACCUAGAAGUUGCUUUUACAAUAAAUAUUUGUCUUCACUUAUUUUCACACACUUCCUUAAUAUAAAAAUAUGGUAGCAUACUUUUUUAAAUAUAUAAUAGCUUCAGUAAACUUAAAAUGCAUCUAUGACUUGAGGACCGUUAACUGAUUUUCAAUUACUCUUUGUGUUAACAUUUAUAAAUGAAAACUAGUUUGUUAUUCAAAGAACUUCAAUAAGUCGAAGGGGUUUAACGUAUUCAAAUUGUAACUAGUGUAUUAAUAUCGGAUUGUUAGAUUUUGAUAGACAUUAUACUAUGUUGUUUGCUUUGUAAUAACAGUAUUUCUUUCAAAAAUAGGAAAGAAAUUUCACACACUUUUAUGGAAACACUUUACAUAUAUUUUAACAAAUUUAAUUCUCUUUGGAAAACUAUAAUAUUCAAAACUCUUCUUUUUACCUAAUAAUUUCUUCGUGGUUACAAAAUGAUGUCGAAAAGUAAUUCCGCUUAUUCAGAGUAAUGAAAGAAAAACAUUUACAUAUUUGACUGUUUUUUUGAAUUCUCAAUUUUUUAACGUCAACAAUAUAAUCAAAUAUGGUUCAGUUACAGACAAUACAUCAACAUACUCGUAUAAGUACGACUUCCGUGGUUUUAUUUCUUGUUUAUCUAUCCAUGAGAAAUUCUAGAUCAUUCCGACCCAUCGCAAGAGGUCAGAUUUAUUAUUUAUCAUAGAAACAAACUUAAUAUUCAGUGGAAUUAGCUCUCCAAUUUCGAUCUGGGGAUCUGGUUUUCGUUUUCCUAUGCUCUUGAGCUAUGAGAUAAUAUCGUAACUUCUUUCGACUUUAGAUCAGGAUCAGUAUCAAAUGUUAUAAUAUGCUCAAUACUUUGUAAACAUUUCAGUGGUCUGAUGCUAGUAUUCAAAUAUAAGAAGCCGUUUUAUAUGGAAUAAAUAAGGUCAAAAUAUUGCACAUAUACUCUUCUAACUUGCACGUUGUUUGACAUUGUUCAAGGCUCUUGUCGUUGCAUCAUGGCUACAACUAAUCAGAUCUAAACCUUUUCUCUUGUUAUAGUUUCUUUCCGUUUGUUAAUCUAUCCAUCAUUGGUCAUAAUAACAAAAAAAAGAAAAAAAGUCAAAUUUACCACAAAAGACGAAUAGGGUAGUUUUACAGAUCAGCUGAUUUUAAGGACAACCGGAUGUUCAAUUAAUCGACUUUGAGCUUCAACUGUGCAUUAAUUUGAUUAAGGUAUAUUACGUCUUGCAUUGCAUUUCGUCUUCCUCUUUAACAAACGAACUUUAGAAGUAGGAAGUCUAGUAAGUCAAGUCGUAUUACAACUAGUUGAAUGUAUCUGGCUAUUUAUUAUUUGAAGACCUUCAUUUUUUUAAAGACCUUCAUUUUAACAGUUCUGCAUGUGCUUUGUUAUAAACAAAAAUGUCACAUGUGUAUUUUCCAAUAAAAUUUUCUCUCUUCCAAAUAGUCGUUGUUUCAAAAACUAUGUUGAGAGAACUUAUUGCACUAUUGUAAGAAAAAUAAUGUUAUAUAUUUAACAACUGUUCCAACUGGUAUUUCAACAUUUCUUACAACAACAUAACCUUUUUGAUGAUUGUAACAAUCGAAAGGGUGAAAAAGUAUCCCUACUGAAAUUCAACACUAUUAAUAAUGUUACAAUCAACUAUAUGAAAUCGAUACCUUUUAAUAAACUUAGUACUCUUAAAAAACUUGAAAAAGAUUGAGUGAAAAUCGUUAUCAAACCUGUUUCAAACGCUCAUUCAUAUUGAAUAGAAACAAUAUUAUUUUCAAAUCAAAAUAAAUGCAAUAAUUCUGUUAAAACGUUCCUAAACGUUUGUUAUUUAGUUGUCAGAUGUGAUCCAUCUUCGUUUUUCACGUAAUCUGCUCACUUUAUUGUAGUUCGGACAAUAGUGAUAAUUCUUUUGACCAUUCCUUGAGUUAGUCAUCUAGGAGCACGAGAUUGGGAUAUUUUUUGUGUAGCCACUUUUCACGUACCCUAGAGUCUUUCGGAUUAUCAUCUGGGAUUGAUUUCAUUUGGAGAUCAUUAAACAGAUCUUCGAUCCGAAUUUGUUCUGAAAGCUGCGAGUUAAGUUUGGUGUCCAAAUUUAAACCCAAAUAUUUUCCUAUUUUCUUAUUCAAGAUACUACUAUUAUUCGAAGUAAUUGAGUGGAACUGUCUUAGCUAUGGCUCUUUUCUAUUGAUGUACCUAUUGGUGAAAAAUUUAUGUCGUCAGCAAACGUGGUUCUCGUUCAGAAUUAUCAGUUGUGUACAAAGGUCUUGGUACUAUAUUUUCUUCUUAUACCCCCGAGUUAAUUAUGUUGCCUAUUUACUCGUCUUUUACUAUAUAGCUUUACUAUCGAUGAAUAAUUAGUAUCUAAGUAUUUAAUAAUAAAAAAUGUAUUAAAAUUCAGAAGACAUAAACACGUAUGACAUUAAAAAAUUAUUUGCAAAUUUUCUUUUUCAAAAAUAUUUCAAAGAAAAUACUAGUGGCUCAUGCAAUUUUCUAUGUAAGUUUUGCAUUUUAUAAAUUCCAUAUCCAUAUUAAUCAAUAUCCUAUGAACUGGUUCAUUAUUUAGGUAAAUCUGUCGAUUUAUUUGUAACAGUGAUAUCAUUAUCAUUAGAUUCAAUGUAUCCUUAGUCCUAGCAUGAAAGGAAUAUUUGAAUAUGAAUUUUUACAGCCUACCUUCAUCGAUACGAUCUUUCAAACGGGUAAUUAUUUUUUGUAAAUAGUAUAUAUUACAUUUAUACAUAUCGAUUUUUAAAAUUGAAUGUCUGUAUUAUAUGUGUGAUUGACUGUUUCAUUAUCAACAGCACCGUAUAGGAAGAUAUAUUAAUUCUAUUUUCACAUCAAGAAUUUGAAAGUUUCGUACAGACCCGAACAUUACGUCCCGAACAACAAAUAAAACGGUUCCGUUAUUUGUUUAAGGCGGUGGUGAAAAACCAUCCACUUUACUUUUCAACCUUACAUUGGAAAUAGCAAUAAGGAAAGCGCAAAAACACACAAGGUUUAAUCUACUACCGGAAUUAUCAAAUUUUAGCAUAUGGAGAAGAUUGUAAUAAAAAAAAGGUUUGGAUCAAAAAGAUUCGGGCCCAGGCUAAACGGCGAAAGGGCAUAGGAAAGGCAACAUUGAAAGAAAACAAAUCUUUCAGGAAUGGGGAAUAUAAUUUCGAAAAAGUUGAGUCUUUCGAUUAUCUUCUAAUGAUGAUGAUUAAUACAGAUGAUGAGACCAAAGAGCUAAAAAAUCGGGUAGCAAAAAGCUGUAGAAUAAUGGAACGGAAGAGAUAUAUAACGAGUCCAAUAUUGAACAUGUAUUCAAAGCCCAAAGAGUCAAGUGAGUAGGGCAUGUGCACAGAAAGACACAAUAGAUCCUUUGGGUCGCAGUGUAUAUUAUACCCUAAUAUCCACAUAUGCACAGAAGGAAUGCAAACAGAAUUGCCAAGAGAGCACAAAUGAAGGGAAUCAGAAUCAGAAGAGGAAGAGACAGGCCGAAAAACAAAUGGAUAUGAGACGUAACAACAGAUUUAAGAAGAGUGGGAAUAACUGGAGAGGCAUAGUGAAGACAAUAGAGGAAGUUGAACAAAACAGAGCUUAAAGAAUUUGAUUAUACUCAAUAUUUUGGAAAUUUUUUAAGCUUAAAUUGCUGUAAUAUAUAUAUAAAGAUGCAAGUGGAUAAAAAUUCAAUCAAAUCAAUUAAAUCAAUGUAUUCAUACUCUAUCCACUCCAUUAUGUACAAAAAGGAGUCUGAAGCACUCCACCAAAGACUAUUUGUUAUUUUGAUUCAACCCGUUCCAUUGAUGUCCACAACGAAUGGCAACUUAUCGAUUUGCUAAUCUGUUAGGAAUCGCGUUAUUGAGCGCAUAAACAUCGUGAAUAUUUGCAAAUAGGUGUUGAAAGACAUUUACGAUGAGCACGCAUUUCCCACACGCGAGGUAUGAGUUUGUAAACGAGAAAAUAACCAGAAACUUUGUCAAAAACCUUUUAAAUCCUACAUAACUGUGCAUCUUUCGGCUUUCCAAAGCAGAAGAUUUCCGGCAGAUAACAUACACAUUGAAUUAUCUUCCAUCAUAACAUUAUUAAAUGUUAUGGGUAGUAAACAAAUGAUCAACCUCCUCGGAAAAAGGUGUGUGCGUGGAUCUGCGAUGGCUCGUUGCUCGUACUUGAACAUGUUGGAAAAUGUUUUUGCUCCUUGGUACUUGCGAUAUGUAUGAGGCCAACAUUAGACAUACCAAGUUGGUGUUACGAUUUUAUUCGUUAUAAUGCGUAAUAUACAGGUCUGUACGUAGCUUAAGAUUAUAAUUUAAUUGAUCGUUAUAUCCGUUGCAACAUUCUAAUAUUAUUUUUUAAUGAAAAAUCGAUAUUUUAAUGAAAAAAAAUUUCAAAUUCACCCAUAGGUUUUUGAAAUUUUCCUCCUUCAAACUAAUACUCUACCACAUUGUGUAUAAAUAUUUGCUAAUUGUUAAUAGUGAAUAAUUAUCUAUUUCAACGAUUCUAGAGUUUUAUCUUUAGAAAACAAGAUUUUAAUGCAAUGAAGACUGAUAAUUAGUUUAAAUAUUUCUUUUGUCCUAUUUAAAGCAAACAGUUUUGUUUAUGAGAUAUAAUACAAAACAAAAUUAUUUACAACAAAUAUCCUUAGAAUGAUAAUAGGCAUAAGAUCGAAUAAAAAAAUUGUACUCAUCUAUCGAAAUAAAAUUGAUUUUAUAAGAAAUAUAUCGAAUGUGAUCUUAAUCAAAAGCAACAAAAUAAGAAAAA